Molecule: messenger RNA, 1745 nt
Organism: Chelonus insularis
Lineage: Eukaryota; Metazoa; Arthropoda; Insecta; Hymenoptera; Braconidae
Exons: 4
Coding region: 780-1514 (244 amino acids)
Source: RefSeq, a predicted model, not a curated record
GUAACUCUUUUGCGGACUCUCGCUUUCGUUCGGUUAAUGUCCAAAGUAAAAGAGAGUAGUAAAUCAACUAUAGUCAUUAUCUCUAUUCUUGUCUAUAUCUUGUGGAUGAUGAAAAUUUUCAUUUCUUAUUGUAUACAUUAUAGUAUACUCUGUUUAUACUCCAUGGUAUUAAUUUAAGAAUUCUAACCUAUGAAAAAUAUUUGAUGAAUUAUUUUUACUAUUUUAGUGAACAUAUUUAAAAAAUUGCCAUUGGAGUAAUAAAUAUUGAACUUUUAAUCACAUUAACAAUCUCUUAAGCAACGAAAGUAAUAAUGCAACUGCAGAACCCCAAUCCUACGAUCCGUAACAAAAUAUGCCACUGCUGCACAAUCACGCGUCAUUAGCAAAAAAAAAAAAAAAUAUUAUAUAAUUACGAUACAAGGUUUUAUAAUUUUGCUGCUGGACUCACAAAACAAGGAGAUAGGAAGACCGGAAAAAACAUCCGUAUAUACAAAUAUGAAUAUAUGAAAAACGAAGAAAUGAAUAAAGUGAAUGGAGACUUUGAUGCUUUACAUACGCUACACUACUAGUUAACUCAACCAUGGCCCUGAAAUUAACUUACAUUAAUAAAUAAUUCAACUCGGACGAUUCUGUGGUCAUUGCCAACUCAACCGCAGGUAUAUAUUUGGCCCAUCGCCCAAAUGUAGUCAGUUUUUGGUUAGAUCUUCAUUGAAAACACACACCUUUGUCUGAUUGGAACUUUUUAAUUUUUAUUUUAUUCCAUCAAAUAAUUAUCCAUUAUGAAGUUACUACUAAUUUGUUUCUUUUGUCUUUUCAACACUAUUAGCUAUGCUAAAGUCCCUUCAUACAUAAAAGUGUGUGGACGAAGGAAUCCUGAGUUAGACACGUGCAUCAAAAAUAGUGUUGAAUCACUACGUCAAGUACUUCGUACUGGAAUUCCUGAACUUCAAGUACCUUCUCUUGAUUACCUAGAAUUGGAUGAAGGAUUACCAUUAGCUGACACUAAAGAGCUAAAAGCUCAUGCCAAGGAUGUCAAGCUCCACAAUUUAACUCUGUUUCAAAUAAAUCAACUCCAUAUUAAUUUAGAAUCAAAGUCAAUUGAAUUAGAUCUCUUUUUGAAACAUUUGAAAUUAAAUGGUGACUAUGAUGUCACAGCAAGGAUUAUAGUUCCAGUAUCAGGCAAAGGACCAAUUGAAAUUGAUGUGGAAAACGUAAAUGUCAAAACGACUCUUCGCUAUCGUCUUAUCAACACAAAAAAGGGAAAACAGCUAUUCUUUACCUCAAUGACUUGCAAAUUAUCCAUUGAAACAUAUCAUUCGAAUUUCAUCGCACGUGAAGGACCGGAUGCAACUUUUUCAGAAGCUAUUAAUUCUGUUCUGAACAGCAGUCAACAAGAAAUCAUUGAUGGAAUUAUUCCUAGUCUUGAAAAAUCAGUAUCAAACAAAGUUCUUGAACUUGCUAACAAAAUAUGUAAACACUUCACGUAUGAUGAACUUUUCCCUGAUCAUGAAUAAAAUAUUUAACAUAUUCAAAGAGUUUAGAAUAAACUAUGAUAUUUUAUUUAAUCAAUUUUUUAAGAAUCAAAUGUGAUCUUAUUAUAAUCAAUAAUUAAUGUCAUUGUAGAAUUUGUUGUUAGUAGAGUUCAAGUGUAUUCUAAGUUUUUUAUGUUUACUUUAAUUGUUAUUUAUAAUCGUUAUUUUAAGUGAAAUUUUUUCAAUAAAUGAAAAGAGUUAUUUCAUAAAAUA